AUGGCCGGCGGACGAAAAGCGAAAGCGCCGGCACCGCCUCCGAAGCCGACCAACACUUUUGUCCUCGACAAUGGCGCCUCUACCCUGAAGGCAGGCUUUGUCCUUGACGGAGUGAUUGACGUGCCCGAAGUUAUCCCCAACUGCAUCGCGCGCGACCGAACUCGGAAGAUAUACGUCGCUUCAGAGCUCGACAAAUGUACCGACUUCGGCGAGAUCCAAUUUCGACGACCUGUUGAAAAGGGCUUCAUCGUCAACUGGGAGGUGCAGUCGGAGAUCUGGGACUACGAGUUCUUUGGUAGCAAAGCGCCAUUCCCAUGCGAUCCGUCAGAGACGCGACUUGUGCUUGCCGAGCCUCCGAAUGGACUUCCUGUUUUACAGUCAAACUGCGAUCAGAUAGUUUUUGAGGAAUAUGGCUUUGAAAGCUACUACCGAGGGGUUGGACCGGCAUUCAACGCAUAUCACGACUUGCAAUCUCUGUUCCGAACACCGAUGGAUGCCGCGACAACCCCCAACGUCCCUGCCGAGAUUCUUCUUGUCGUCGACUCGGGAUAUUCUCACACCACAGUGACGCCAGUGUUCCAAGGCCGGCCGCUGCAUUCCGCGGUGCGUCGCCUAGACGUAGGAGGCAAGCUCCUCACCAACUACAUGGCCCGACAAAUAUCCCUACGACACUUUGACGUCCGAAACGACCCGCACAUCGUCAACGAGAUGAAGGAGCUGGCGUGCUUCGUCUCGCUCGACUUCAAGGGUGACCUGGAAAAGUCGUGGAAAGGGACCCGAGGACAGAAGCGACCGGACUAUGUGUCAGGCGGCGGCAUAGCCAAGGAUUAUAUUCUUCCCGAUUUCCACGCCAAGCUGAAGGGCUCCCUGCGCGACUACGACCCGGCGAACCACUCGAAAGCACAGAAGCUCGCCGCGACGCAGGCGGACGAAGACGUGCUCACGCUCCGAAACGAACGAUUCAUAGUACCCGAGAUAUUGUUCAACCCCGCCGAUAUUGGAAUGCGGCAGCCCGGCAUCGCCGAGCUCAUCUACCAAUCACUGCAGGAUCUGCCGGUCGGCUUGUGGCCUGGCCUGCUCGCCAACAUUGUGGCAGUGGGAGGCAACACUCUCUUUGAAGGCUUCAUCCAGCGGUUGCAGAAGGAAGUCGUUCAGCGAGUGCCCGACGACUGCGUUGUCCGCGUUGCGCGGCCGCCCGAGCCCAUCACGAGCACAUGGACUGGUGCCGCCAACCUGGCAAACCAUCCCAACAUUGAGAAGCUCGCAGUCACAAAGCAGCAGUACGAGGAACAUGGCCAGGCAUGGCUGGCGCGCAAGUUCUUGUCAGGGCCUGACGGGUCAUGA
Molecule: messenger RNA, 1344 nt
Organism: Akanthomyces muscarius
Lineage: Eukaryota; Fungi; Ascomycota; Sordariomycetes; Hypocreales; Cordycipitaceae
Exons: 2
Coding region: 1-1344 (447 amino acids)
Cellular component (GO): Swr1 complex
Molecular function (GO): nucleosome binding
Source: RefSeq, a predicted model, not a curated record